AUGGCGCUACAGAGACAGUGUCCAUCCUCCCCUUCGACAGGGCUCCAAUUAGCCGCCAUCGCAGUGGCUGUGCUCUGCCCUUGGCUAGCUGUCAGCGUGCCGCUCAGUGAUUGGCACAGCGGCAUUGCUACAAAUUACGGAGGGGCUCAGGACGGCAUGAACCCGUAUGAUCCCAGCUUCGGAACCAAAGAGGGAGCUUGUGGGUACGGGAUGUUGGACAAGAACAGUUAUCCGUUCUGGAGUGUGGCAGCGUUCUCACUGACAAAUUCCUUCUCGGUGGCCGGCCCAGCCAAGGCGUGUGGCCAGUGCUAUGAAAUAAAGUGCGUGGACAUCGGAGGGCCGUUUGGGGGGCGCUGCAGUAAGGACUCGAAUCAGAGGUCGGUCAUCAUAACUAUCACGGACGUGUGCCCUGAGUGCGCGACGGACCACAUAGACAUGCAAGCCCUCACCUUCAAUAAGAUUGCUCCGAUGGAGGUUGGAAGGAUUGACAUCAUGUACCGGAGAGUGGAGUGCACACCGCCAGAGCCGCUGCUGGUGGACAUCAACCACAACAAUGGCCCAGGCGCCUGGCUGCGCAUCGUGGUGUCGAAAGCUGCGGGCUAUGGAGGCAUCAAGCUGGUGCAGAUGAAGGGGUCUGACAGCGAUUGGAUGGGCAUGAAUAACAAGUAUGGGCAGGCCUGGGAAGUGCCCGUCACCCCGCGCCUGCCCUGGGACUUCCGCAUGGUCAGCGAUGACUCGCAGGAGGUGACUGCUUUGGGAUUGAUUGACAGCCAGGGAAAGACCGGGGAUGUGCCGACGAAUGUGCAAUUCGCGCUCAAGGGGGGUGCUGUGUCGGAAUUUUGA
Messenger RNA from Coccomyxa subellipsoidea C-169, 843 nucleotides. RefSeq names its product barwin-like endoglucanase. Bases 1 to 843 code for a protein of 280 amino acids. The record is from RefSeq and is a predicted model, not a curated record. The transcript has 7 exons. Gene Ontology annotation, biological process: plant-type cell wall organization. Gene Ontology annotation, cellular component: extracellular region. NCBI's taxonomy places the organism in Eukaryota, Viridiplantae, Chlorophyta, Trebouxiophyceae, Coccomyxaceae.